Messenger RNA from Seminavis robusta, 366 nucleotides. NCBI's taxonomy places the organism in Eukaryota, Bacillariophyta, Bacillariophyceae, Naviculales, Naviculaceae. The record is from the annotation of a GenBank genome assembly.
AUGAGCGAUCCCUUGGAACGCUUCCUCAGGGACCUCCUGCGGGAGAACAAUGCGGGCGACGUUACGAUUGCCGACGACAAUGCAUCAACACAGACUCCCCUACCAAUGCUUAGGCAUCUGAGUGCUUCGGUUUCCUCUGACCUCAGUAUGAGUAUUUCCUCUCUACAAGAGAACUCAUCCACUUCGCUAGAUAGCAUGUUGAGCUCUUCCGGAUCUCGCUGGGAUAGUAUCCCAAGCAUUGGAAACCAAAAGCCCAAGAAGGAGCGGAUUCCCUGCAUGCCGCGCCGAUCACUGGACCGCGAAUCUGAUGCCGUUGCGGUGGUGGUGGUGGCGGCGAAAGAGAACGACCACCAGGAUGCAGCAUAG